AUGUCCUCUCCGCCUCGUGCAUCAGGCCGCGCGCGGUUGUGCGCUCCGGGACUCUUUUCGGGGCUGUCGGAAGCCCAGCAGCAGCCGGUGGGGAAAAAUGGCUGUGCGCUUUCGGUGCCCGCCGAAGUCACUGUGAUCCUGUUAGGUAUCGAAAGUACCACAACCCCGAUUGCUUUCGUGAAGGACAUUUUAUUUCCUUACAUCAAAGAUAAUGUUAAAGAGUAUCUGCAGACACAUUGGGAAGAAGAGGAGUGCCAGCAGGGGGUCAGUCUUUUGAGGAAACAGGCUGAAGAGGACUCCCACCUGGAUGGUGCUGUUUCGAUCCCAGCAGCAUCCGGGAAUGUGGUGGGUGACCUGCAGCGGAUGAUCCAGGCCGUGGUAGUUAACGAGUGCUGGCAGAUAUCUCUGGACCGGAAGACCACAGUGCUGAAACACCUGCAGGGCCACAUGUGGAGGGCAGCAUUCAAAUCUGGGAGCAUGAAAGCAGAGUUCUUUGAAGAUGUGGUUCCAGCAGUCAGGAAAUGGAGAGAGGUGGGAAUGAAGGUGUUUAUCUAUUCUUCAGGGAGUGUAGAGGCACAGAAACUGUUAUUUGGGCAUUCUACAGAGGGAGAUAUUCUUGAGCUUGUGGACGGUCACUUUGGUACCGAGAUUGGACACAAAGUGGAGAGUGAGAGUUAUCGAAAGAUUGCCAGCAGCAUUGGGUGCUCAAUCAACAACUUGUUUCUGACGGACGUUACCCGAGAGGCCAGUGCUGCUGAGGAAGCUGACAUGCAUGUAGCUGUGGUGGUGAGAUCUGGCAAUGUGGGGUUAACAGAUGAUGAGAAGACUUACUUCAGCCUCAUCACAUCCUUCAGUGAACUGUACCUGCCUUCCUCAACCUAGAGGAGGAGUUCUAAGGAAGAACAAACUGUCUUCACAGAGUUGUCCCUGUAGUCUAGUUUUAUUCUAAUGGUAAAAGUAAUUUACUUA
Globicephala melas (long-finned pilot whale) is the source of this 969-nucleotide messenger RNA. NCBI's taxonomy places the organism in Eukaryota, Metazoa, Chordata, Mammalia, Artiodactyla, Delphinidae. The record is from RefSeq and is a predicted model, not a curated record.